Aptenodytes forsteri (emperor penguin) is the source of this 2177-nucleotide messenger RNA. It is a transcript of the gene NAPB, whose product is annotated as NSF attachment protein beta. Gene Ontology annotation, cellular component: synaptobrevin 2-SNAP-25-syntaxin-1a complex; vacuolar membrane; terminal bouton. Lineage: Eukaryota; Metazoa; Chordata; Aves; Sphenisciformes; Spheniscidae. Gene Ontology annotation, biological process: regulation of synaptic vesicle priming; SNARE complex disassembly; intracellular protein transport. The transcript has 11 exons. Bases 1 to 885 code for a protein of 294 amino acids. The record is from RefSeq and is a predicted model, not a curated record. Gene Ontology annotation, molecular function: soluble NSF attachment protein activity; syntaxin binding.
AUGCCGCCUUACCACGGUGCGCGAAACGGGGGUCGCAAGCCGAUCCUGCCGCUUCCAAAACGCUUGGAGAGCCGGAGGGAAAACCCCGCCAGGGGCAACACCAGGGUGGAGGAAGCCUGUGAAAUGUACACCAGGGCUGCCAACAUGUUCAAGAUCGCCAAAAACUGGAGCGCCGCAGGAAACGCGUUCUGUCAGGCGGCCAAGCUGCACAUGCAGCUGCAGAGCAAACACGACUCGGCCACCAGCUUCGUGGACGCCGGGAACGCCUACAAAAAAGCAGACCCGCAAGAGGCCAUCAACUGCUUAAAUGCAGCUAUCGAUAUCUACACCGACAUGGGGCGAUUCACUAUCGCUGCCAAGCACCACAUCACCAUUGCGGAGAUCUACGAGGCCGAGCUGGUAGACAUUGAAAAGGCGAUUGCACACUACGAGCAGGCUGCAGACUAUUACAAAGGAGAGGAGUCUAACAGCUCAGCCAACAAGUGUCUGCUGAAGGUGGCCGCCUACGCCGCGCAGCUGGAGCAGUACCAGAAGGCGAUCGAAAUCUACGAGCAGGUCGGAACAAACACGAUGGAUAAUCCUUUGCUCAAGUAUAGCGCGAAAGAGUAUUUCUUCAAAGCCGCUCUGUGCCACUUCAUCGUGGAUGAGCUGAACGCGAAGCUUGCGCUUGAGAAAUACGAAGAAAUGUUCCCAGCGUUCACGGAUUCACGGGAGUGCAAGCUAUUGAAAAAACUGCUGGAAGCCCAUGAGGAGCAGAACUGCGAGGCAUACACCGAAGCAGUUAAAGAAUUCGAUUCAAUAUCGCGGUUGGAUCAGUGGCUUACAACCAUGUUGCUUCGCAUCAAAAAGUCAAUCCAAGGAGAAGGGGAUGGGGACCUGAAGUGAAUCGUUCGUGGUGUUUGUGGCAUGCAGCCUAAGUAAUCUGUUCUUGUGUUACAGCCAAGGACCACUGUGGGAUACGUGGUGAAAUAUCUAGCUUUAUUUUGUUGCUUACGAAUCCAAUGACUUGUGUGUUUCUUUACUAUCCCGCUCUUUGUCGUGACAACGUGGGUAGAUGAGAAGCGAUGCUCUGGGUAUCACUGGCAGAUCGUUCUGAGGCGAAAGCAGCACUUCUGGCAGAAACCCUUUCUUGGUUUUGUUAGCUGUGAACCCAAAGUGGGCACUUCCAACUACUAUUUUUUCCCCGCUGUUCUGUCCUAAGGCUCAGUACCGUUGAUUCCAGCAUGUAGGUAUUUUGUCCACGCCAGUACAGUACGAAUAACUGCUUCUGAGCUGUCGCUGUAUCGUUACCGUUUUCUGUUUCUACAUGGACCUCUGUCAGAUACACGUGGACCUUGGUUUUGGGUUUUUUUUUGUUGUUGUUUUUAAAUGAUUGAGCUUUUUUAAUGGUGCUUUGAAAUGAAAGGCUUUGUGACUCUCGUAUACAGUAUGCAUGUGUGUGUAUACAUCCCUAUACAGAUACAUGUGUGCACGUAUAAGUACGGAACACACAACGACCUAGUGCUGAAAGCAUUACACGCUAGGGGACGGGACUGCUUAGAUGGGUGCCAGCCCUCCGGACAGUCGUCGCGAGUAGACCUGGUUAAUGGUGUAUUUUGUAUUUCAGAUCUAAAUAUAAAAUGUAAGGUUCUUCUAUAUUUUCUUGGAUCUAUUUUUCCACUUACUUUAUUUUGUGGUGCAUCCCAUCCCUCCUACCCCGAGGUGACUUGACCCGAGUAAUAAUCUAUUUUUCUAACUUUUCAUUUACGUGAACUCCUGCUGCUGUCUCUACUACAGGUCUCUUGUGUGCACCGGACAACACCCGUUAGUUUCCGACCUCUUUGCUGUUGGCGUGUCGCUCGUUCUUGUGACGCGCGAAGGCGUUGGCUGAGCCUUGACGUUAUGCAGAAACCUUGUUGUAGUUGUCUGGGUGACAGACGAAUCGAGCUUGCUUUGGAAAGCUGUAGACACGUUUAACGAUUCCUGCGGUAAUUUUAGAAAUGUGUUUUAAAAUGUCUGCAGCCAAGGCUCUUCCGCGCAGUGCUUUGUUUUAACUAGAGAUGAUUAAGCCACCUAUUAUCUCAUGUGUCGCUCUUAAGAAGGACUCGGGCGCCUAUGCAAUUUGCCACAGCGGGAGUUGUGACGCGGUGUUUCUCUGUCAUGAAGUGAUUUUCAGCUGCAACACUGUGACGUGUAAA